CCAUCGAGCAAUUAUCAGUUCGAUCAAAGAUCAUGACUAGAGGGAUGACUUCUUUUUCUUUAUCAAAAGUAUUCAUGUUUUUUUCAGCUAUCUUUCUCCUCCACGGGCUCUCGCCAUUGAAUGCAUCCGUGACAAGAAAUUACACAUUUAAAGUGGCGUUACAAAACGUGACAAGAUUAUGCCACACAAAGAGUAUGGUUACCGUAAAUGGCCAGUUUCCUGGUCCUCGCAUUGUUGCUAGGGAAGGCGAUCGUCUCCUUAUCAAAGUCAUUAAUCAAGUCCCUAAUAAUAUUUCUAUCCAUUGGCAUGGAAUAAGACAACUUCAAAGCGGUUGGGCAGAUGGACCAGCGUAUGUAACACAAUGUCCUAUACAAACCGGACAAAGCUACGUAUACAAUUUUACGAUCGUGGGUCAAAGAGGAACUUUGUGGUGGCAUGCCCAUGUAUCAUGGCUAAGAGCAAGUCUCUAUGGACCUAUUAUCAUUCUCCCUAUGCUUGGUACCCCUUAUCCUUUUGUCAAACCCUACAAAGAAGUUCCCAUUAUAUUUGGUGAAUGGUUUAAUGGUGAUACCGAGGCAAUAAUAAAUCAAGCCUUACAAACUGGGGGUGGACCAAAUGUCUCAGAUGCUUAUACCAUUAAUGGUCUUCCUGGACCCUUAUACAAUUGCUCAGCAAAAGAUACAUUCAAGUUAAAAGUGAAGCCAAGUAAAACAUAUCUCCUUAGAUUGAUAAACGCCGCACUUAACGACGAGCUUUUCUUUAGCAUCGCCAAUCACACUCUUACUAUUAUCGAUGUUGACGCUGUUUAUGUCAAACCUUUCGAAACACAAACUCUUCUAAUCGCUCCUGGUCAAACCACAAACGUUCUCCUCAAGACUCAUAGUAAAAUUCCCAAUGCCACUUUUUAUAUGAUGGCCCGACCUUAUGUAACCGGCCAAGGAACAUUCGAUAACUCAACCGUUGCUGGUAUAUUAGAGUACAAAGAUUCUCACGUAAAAAGACUUCCCUUAUUUAAACCGACGUUACCUUCUCUAAACGACACUUCAUUUGCGACAAAUUUUACAAGUAGAUUGAGAAGUCUAGCUAGUGGUAAGUAUCCCGCUAAUGUUCCUAAGAAAAUAGACAAACGAUUCUUUUUCACCGUGGGACUUGGGACAAGUCCAUGUGACCUAAAAAACCAAACAUGCCAAGGGCCUAAUGGGACCAAAUUUGCAGCCUCGAUUAGCAACAUUUCCUUUAUUCAACCGAAAACGGCUCUUCUUCAAGCUCAUUUUUUCGGAAAAUCUAGAGGAAUUUACUCGCCCAAUUUUCCUUAUAGCCCUAAUUGGUUUAAUUACACCGGAAAUCCUCCAAACAAUACUAUGGUGACAAACGGGACCAAACUUAUGGUUCUUCCAUUUAACACGAAUGUCGAACUUGUCUUGCAAGAUACAAGUAUUCUUGGUGCCGAAAGUCAUCCUUUCCAUCUUCACGGUUUCAACUUUUUCGUCGUUGGCCGAGGUUUUGGAAACUUUGACAUGAAUAAGGAUCCGAGUAAGUUCAAUCUUGUCGACCCGGUUGAAAGGAAUACGGUUGGAGUGCCUUCUGGUGGUUGGGUUGCUAUUCGAUUCUUAGCUGAUAAUCCAGGGGUAUGGUUCAUGCAUUGUCACUUAGAAAUUCAUACAAGUUGGGGUUUAAAGAUGGCUUGGCUUGUUUUGGAUGGAAAACUUCCCAAUCAAAAAUUGCUUCCUCCUCCUGUGGAUCUUCCUAAAUGCUAAUCAUUAACCACCUCUUUGUAUUGUUUUUUAUAUUUAUUUUCAGUCCAAUUUCUGAGUUUUUUGAGUUAGUAUAUUUUUUUAAUCUUGUGAGAAGAAGUCAUUAUAUUGUUUAAAGAAUAAUUGUUAUUGCUAUUUGAAGGCUUGAUUAUAUAUUUUGAAUAUAUUUUGAAUA
Messenger RNA from Impatiens glandulifera, 1929 nucleotides. Its product is annotated as laccase-17-like. NCBI's taxonomy places the organism in Eukaryota, Viridiplantae, Streptophyta, Magnoliopsida, Ericales, Balsaminaceae. Gene Ontology annotation, biological process: lignin catabolic process. Gene Ontology annotation, cellular component: apoplast. The record is from RefSeq and is a predicted model, not a curated record. The transcript is spliced from 5 exons. Bases 33 to 1757 code for a protein of 574 amino acids. Gene Ontology annotation, molecular function: hydroquinone:oxygen oxidoreductase activity; copper ion binding.